UUAGUUGUAAUCAAAAUGAAAUUCGCUUGCGCAUCGAUUGUGCUGCUGGUCGCCGUUCUUGGCACCCAAGCCGUGGAUUGGCAGUCCGUCAGGAGUCUGAAUAUCGAUACCGAUGUGCCUAUGAUUGGUCGCCACAGUGUUCCCAAGGAACGCAUCACUGGAGGCACCCUAGCCAGCCGCAAUCAGUUCCCCUACCAAGUGGGACUCCUGCUGUACGUCGAGGGAGGCGCUGCCUGGUGCGGUGGCACCUUGAUCAGCGAUCGUUGGAUUGUGACCGCUGCUCAUUGCACGGAUAGUCUGACCAUCGGUGUGGAUGUUUAUUUGGGAGCCCAUGACCACACCAACGCCAAGGAGAAGGGCCAACAGGUCAUCUUUGUGCAAACUCGGUACGUGAUCGUGCACGAGGAUUGGAAUCCAGCGACCCUAAGCAAUGACAUUUCGCUGAUUAAGCUGCCAGUGCCAAUUGAACUGAAUGAGCACAUUCAACCUGCCAAUCUGCCCGUGAAAUCUUCCGACUUAAGCUACGAGAACUACAGCGGCAUGAGUGCCAUUGCCUCAGGCUGGGGCUUGACCAGCGAUUCUGCCACGGCUGUCACCGACAUUCUGCAGUUCAUUGAAGUGCCAAUCAUGUCCAACAGCGGCUGCAAGUUGUGGUACUUUGGCAUGAUUAGCGACAAUCACAUCUGCAUCAAGACCACCGGUGGAACGUCCAUUUGCAGCGGGGAUUCUGGUGGUCCCUUGGUGCUGGCUGAUGGCAGCAACACGCUGAUUGGUGCCACAUCCUUUGGCCUUUCUGUGGGCUGCGAGGUGGGUUGGCCGGGUGUGUUCACCCGCAUCACCUCCUUCCUGGACUGGAUCGAGGCCAGGAGUGGCGUCGUCAACUAUGGCAACAAGGAUGCGGAAUUGUCUUAA
This is a messenger RNA of Drosophila subobscura, 912 nucleotides long. RefSeq names its product brachyurin-like. Gene Ontology annotation, molecular function: serine-type endopeptidase activity. Gene Ontology annotation, biological process: proteolysis. NCBI's taxonomy places the organism in Eukaryota, Metazoa, Arthropoda, Insecta, Diptera, Drosophilidae. The transcript is spliced from 3 exons. The record is from RefSeq and is a predicted model, not a curated record. The coding region runs from base 16 to 912 and encodes 298 amino acids.